GACCUUUUCCUUUAUAAACCUAAUGUUGGAAAAUAAAAACACUAUUUCCUUUCUUUUCCCUUUCCUCGAUUCUCAAUUCUCUUGUUUUUCCUUACCAAUGAGGCAAUGAGAUUAACUCGGUGACCCUAGCAACUAAAUAACUCGUGAGCAGCAAAGCUAGAGAAGUAGAAAAUGGGUCAAUCUCAAAGUCACACUUCCGCGCCCGCCAUUGAUGAUACCUCAAAGGCCCCACCUUCUUCCAUGGAAUCUCUAAUUGCAGAGGCAGCAGCAAACGGUGAUAGCGAGACUGAGUCUAUUGAUUCAAAAGCUAGAAAGGCGUUGGAAUGCCCAUGUAUAGCUGACUUGCAAAAAGGCCCAUGUGGUAGUCAAUUUUCGGAGGCCUUCCUCUGUUUUCUUAUGAGCACUGCGGAAGAAAAGGGCUCAGAUUGUGUGCAUCCAUUUGUGGCAUUGCAAAGCUGUAUAAAAACCAAUCCAAAUGCAUUUCCAGAGGAUAUUGCGGGAGAUCAUCAAGUGAAGGAGACAGUUGAGUCGUCUUCUAAUUACAGAAUACAUCCACCAAAAUGGUCAUUGGAAUCCCAAAGUCCUCAACCUAGACUGUAGAGCUCAGAGCACAUUAUUCACCCCAAAAUUUGCAAACAGCUGAUAGCUGUCAAACUUGGGUUGUCUAUCACUCUUAUCAAAUUUGCAUGUUUCAAGAGUUAGAAGUAACAAUCAAGAGUUGAUAUAUUUUUGGAAAUUGUGAUAUAUGGUUGAAUGCAUUUACAUUUUGCGUAAUUUGUACCUCCUAGUCAAGCAAAGUUAUACUACUUGGUAACUGCUUUCUCUGUUUGUGAA
Chenopodium quinoa (quinoa) is the source of this 834-nucleotide messenger RNA. RefSeq names its product mitochondrial intermembrane space import and assembly protein 40 homolog. Gene Ontology annotation, cellular component: mitochondrial intermembrane space. The transcript is spliced from 4 exons. Lineage: Eukaryota; Viridiplantae; Streptophyta; Magnoliopsida; Caryophyllales; Amaranthaceae. Gene Ontology annotation, molecular function: protein-disulfide reductase activity. Bases 172 to 600 code for a protein of 142 amino acids. Gene Ontology annotation, biological process: protein import into mitochondrial intermembrane space. The record is from RefSeq and is a predicted model, not a curated record.